Molecule: messenger RNA, 1293 nt
Organism: Dendrobium catenatum
Lineage: Eukaryota; Viridiplantae; Streptophyta; Magnoliopsida; Asparagales; Orchidaceae
Product: protein MON2 homolog
Exons: 12
Coding region: 4-1293 (429 amino acids)
Source: RefSeq, a predicted model, not a curated record
GAGAUGGCAGAUGAUGGUGUUCAACUUAAAACUCUUCAGACUAUCUUAUUAAUAUUUCAAUCACAUUUACAUCCUGAUAAUGAGGACAAUAUGGCUCAAGCUCUUGGUAUUUGUCUUCGUCUUCUUGAAAAUAGUCGUUCUUCUGACAGUGUCCGCAAUACUGCUGCAGCUACCUUCCGACAGGCAGUUGCUUUGAUAUUCAAUAAUGUUGUUCAUGCUGAAUCACUUCCUGCUGGAAAAUAUGGCAGUCAGGUUUCUCGAGUUAAUUCUGUCACGAACGAUGUUACUCGUAGUAUCAACCAGUCUUUGGAGACUAGAAAUAUUGCUGUUCAACCAUGCAUGAGAGAAUCCCUGAGCAAAACAGGGAAACUUGGGCUUCUUCUGCUAGAGGAUUUGACUGCUCUUGCUGCAGGUGGAUCUGCAAUCUGGUUGCGGGUGCAUUCACUGCAACGAAUAUUUGCUUUGGAUAUCCUUGAGUUUGUACUGUCCCAUUAUGUCGCUACUUUCCAAACUCUUCUUUGUUAUGAACAGGUUCUUCGUCACCAAAUAUGCUCUCUUCUUAUGACUUCUCUUCGGACAAAUAUUGAGCUAGAGGGCGAAUCUGGGGAGCCUACUUUCCGGCGGUUGGUCCUACGCUCUGUUGCUCAUGUUAUUAGGCUGUAUAGUGCAUUCCUCGUGACUGAAAGUGAGGUGUUUCUCAAUAUGCUAGUAAAAGUCACUCGACUUGAUUUACCACUUUGGCAUCAGAUACUUGUCCUUGAAGUUCUGAGGGGAUUUUGUGUAGAAGUACGGACACUGCGCCUACUUUUUAAGAACUUCGAUAUGGAUGCCAACAAUACAAAUGUUGUGGAGAAUAUUGUUAAAGCACUUGCUCGAGUUGUAUCAACCAUUCAGCUGGUAUUAUGUGAUACUUUUAGUGGAAAGAUGUUCAACUGGAGUAGACCGGAGGGAAUACCGCGAAAUGAGCCUAGUGAAGAGGCCAUUUCGGAAUUGAUUGACAAGCACGAUCCUCGCGGAACUGCUAAUAUGGCUGAUAGGCUGGAGCAACACGAGGAGAUGCUGAGGGGCCGUAGUAUUUAUGGUGAAUUCUUCGUACGCUCGCCUCUUCUGCCACACUCUGAGCUUAAUCCCUCAGUAUAUGAAGAUUCUACUGAGUGGGUGACCACUACCAGGUUGAAAUAUGGGGACUACAACCCCUUGGAGAGUACCUUUGCUCAGGUGAGCUCUGGUAUGUACGACAUCCUGGAGCCGGCCGCCGAUGUCGUUGAGAAAGUUGGACAAUCUAAAUAUUGA